AUGUAUUACGCCGGCAUUGUUACAACAAUCCUUGCACUCACCCCGGCGUUGUCCCUGGGUACACCUAUUCUUGCCGCCCGCCAAAUUUCAGCCUUUAACGUCGGCAUUGCGCAGUUAAUUUGGGCCGGCGACACCUCCCGUGUUUCUCAAUUCUUGUCUAUGGCACCCUCGCUCAGUGGCCAAGACUUGGUAAACGCAGCGGCAUCAGCUCUUGCCGCUGAGGGCGAUGAGCUUAACCAAAAGGGCGCCCUUGAUGCAGCGUUCCUUGACGUGGACAAUCUCGACCCGAACGUUGUUGCAGCAAACACAACCUUGGUUAACGAUGGAACACUGCAAUUUGUCGUUGAUGGGUUGAGAGGUCUCGUGGCUAACGGAGCAAGUUUCACUCCAGACCAAGUCAAUAUGACCGUUACCCUGAUCAACGGCGUGCGUUGUGGCACCGUAUUGCCCGCUAUCGAUGCAUACUUACAGGCAGCGGCCGAAUUGUCAGGGAAACCGCUCCCUAACGCCGCCGUCAGACCCAAUAACUGCCCUUGA
This is a messenger RNA of Fonsecaea nubica, 537 nucleotides long. RefSeq lists its product as hypothetical. Lineage: Eukaryota; Fungi; Ascomycota; Eurotiomycetes; Chaetothyriales; Herpotrichiellaceae. The transcript has a single exon. The record is from RefSeq and is a predicted model, not a curated record. The coding region runs from base 1 to 537 and encodes 178 amino acids.